AUGGCACUUUUAGAAGAAAAUAAAUGGGAUGAAAAAUUACCAGAUCUGCCUGCACAUCAAAAGUAUAAAGAAUUGGAUAAACCUAAUAUUUUGAACGAUGGAAUUACUUACUGCAAUACCAUGGAAAACAGUGAUGAUUGGGAUAAAUCAUUUUGUAAUAAAGUAUCAAAACAUUUAAAAGAAUUAUCUAGUGAAAAGGGGAGUAAUCUCAAAGAAAAAUGCUAUUACUUCAGACACUGGUUUCAUCAUCAUAUAAGAAAAAAGUACUAUAAUGGGAAUGACGUAAAAAAUAAAUCUAUUAGUGGUAAACUCUUUGAUUUAGUAGCAUUGCUGAUUAAAGAUUAUCCUAGUUUGGAACCAUGUGGAUGUUAUGAGUCAGGUACACCAGAAAUGUGGAAGGAGGAGAAAGAUGUGCAUGAUUAUUUCAAGAAUUUUGAGUAUAUUAAAAGUAACAAAUGCGAUAAAAAGAGUUGUGAAACAUAUUUGAAUUAUAUAAAUUAUAUUAAUACGAUUUAUAGAAGUAUUUAUGAUAAGGAUUAUGGUUGCUGCUAUUAUGAUACUAUGGAAACCUAUUGUGAACCAUACUUUAGUUGUGAUGAACAGUAUGAUCCGAAUAAUAUUUUACUCGUUUUAAAGUCUACACACGAAAAAUUAAAAACAGAGGAAGGUAAAGUAUUAACUCCUAUUAAAAUUCCAAAAACUGAAGCACCUUUAGUUACUGAUCAUAAGGUUAUCACACCGCCUCAGCAUAAAGAAAUUGCACAGGAUGUUUCAAUUAUGCCAUCUAAUUUAUCAGAUGAAACUAUUGAUGUUUCCUCUAAUGUUAUAUUGAGCGCCUAUAAUACAACAAAUCAAAAUUAUUUACAUAAUUUUAUUGUCGUUAUUUCAAUAUUAGGAGCAAUUACAUUCUUAUAUUAUUACCAUAGUUCUACUUCUCAAGGAUCAACUGUACAUAAAAUGAGAAUAAAGAAAAAGGAAUUACCUAAAGGGCAAAAUGAGAUAUUGAAAGAUGAAUCUCCAUCACAUGAAUCAGUAUACCAACUCUUAGAUUACUACAUAGGGAAGUCAUAUUUGGUAUAUCAUCCUACAGAAAAUUAUUCUUAUAGUUACGGUUUAAUACGAAAUGGCCUAGGUGAAAUAUAUGAAGAUAAAUAUUAUUACAUUUAA
Messenger RNA from Plasmodium gonderi, 1167 nucleotides. Its product is annotated as variable surface protein. The record is from RefSeq and is a predicted model, not a curated record. The coding region runs from base 1 to 1167 and encodes 388 amino acids. Lineage: Eukaryota; Apicomplexa; Aconoidasida; Haemosporida; Plasmodiidae. The transcript is spliced from 3 exons.